AUGUUGGCUCUGAAAGAAAAAAUAGACAUCGGCAGAUUUUACCAAGUCACCGCCUUUUUAAAGCAACAUUCCAGAGGAUACGUAGCAAAGAAGUCGAAAGUAUUCACAAGAGAGGAGUUAGAAUAUUUUUUAGAUGCCGCUCCUGAUGAGCAAUAUUUAUUGAUAAAGGUAGUUUUUAUUAUGGGUGUUGCUGGAGGGUGUAGAAUUGGCGAACUGGUGAAUAUGACCGUAGAUGAUGUGGAAGGUCGGGACAGCGUAUUGGUUAUUCAGAUUCCUGAUAUGAAAACCUAUAAGAAAAGAGUUUUCACUUUGGUCAAUGGUAGUAAUAAGGUUGCACUUGAUACAUUCCGCAAGUAUAAGAACUUGAGGCCAAACAAAGUUGAUCACAAGCCACUAUUUCUAAAUUGUAAAAACGAAAAAUGUACUGUCCAGCCUGUAGGUGUGAACUUAUUAUCUAAAAUGCCCGCUACAAUUGCAAAGUAUUUGGGUCUUUCUGAUGCUGAACAAUAUACAGGGCAUAGUUUCAGGCGAUCUUCUGCAACCGUACUCGCAAAUUCUGGGGCAUAUUUGACAGUUUUGAAGAGACAUGGUGGAUGGCGCUCAAGUUCUGUUGCAGAAGGACAUAUUGAGGAUUCAUUACAGAACAAAAUCAGUAUUUCUGAACAAAUACUUGGUGGGGUGACUAAAACUGGAGUUUCUGAUACAGAAGUGGAUAUUCCAGCAGGGCCUGAGAAUUCCACAAACACAUAUGCUAUUACUGAGCGUGUUUCUUUUGAAAGAGGUGCAGGUUAA
Molecule: messenger RNA, 792 nt
Organism: Coccinella septempunctata (seven-spotted ladybird)
Lineage: Eukaryota; Metazoa; Arthropoda; Insecta; Coleoptera; Coccinellidae
Exons: 1
Coding region: 1-792 (263 amino acids)
Biological process (GO): DNA integration; DNA recombination
Molecular function (GO): DNA binding
Source: RefSeq, a predicted model, not a curated record